GGCUACCUGCACGGCCGCACCACCAACCUGUCCCCCCUUUCCCCUCGUCCCCGUGUGAUCCACAACUCCUCAGUCCUCCCACGUGACUCUCUCACUCUCAUCUUCUUCACUUCCCAGUCUCCCACCACCAACACCAACGACAGAGAGAGAGCAGGCAGCGGCAAUGGCUGGCGCCGGGGACGAGUACUACUACGGCGGGCCAGGCCCGCGCGGCGCGCCUCACGGCCUGCUGCUGGCGGUGGUGGUGGGCCUGGUGGUGGCGGGCCCGCUGUUCCUGGGCGACGGCGGCGAGGCGCUGACGGAGGCCGUGGCGGAGCUGCUGAGCCCCGUGGGGCUGCUCCUCCUCCCCGUCUGCCUCCUGUUCCUCAUCCGCGUCCUCUCCUCCGACCGCGGCGCCGCGGCGCUCGCCGACGUCUUCGCCUUCGGCGGGUCCCCCGACGCCGUCCACCGCGUGGGAGGCUCCCCCGUCGGCGUCGCCUUCAUGCUCCUCCUCAUCCUCGCCCUGCUCUACUACCGCUCCUCGCUCUUCGGCGGCGACGGCGGCGACGACGAGUAGAGCAGGAGCCGGCCGCGGCGGGUCGCUUUGCAGGGGCCAGGGAGGGGGAGCGGCGGGGCGGGGCGGUAGUCGGCGCGAGCCUGCGAUCUCCGGCCCGGCUGUGUUGGGGUGUGUUUUUUGUGUAAUGCGUGGUUUGCGAGGGGCGUGGGUGCAAAAGUGCGUGCGUGCGUGCGUGUGUGUGUAAAUCGUGUGGAGCACUGGAGUAAAAGUAAUUAAUCUACUGUUUGCUUCGUCGGUUUGUGAUGAGGGGUUGCUGAA
Molecule: messenger RNA, 814 nt
Organism: Sorghum bicolor (sorghum)
Lineage: Eukaryota; Viridiplantae; Streptophyta; Magnoliopsida; Poales; Poaceae
Exons: 1
Coding region: 164-556 (130 amino acids)
Source: RefSeq, a predicted model, not a curated record